AUGCAUCGUAUUAUACUCAUCGUUGCCUUAGUCUUGGUCAUGCAAGGUGUUUUCUUAAUUCAUGGAGGACCAGUUAGUACUCAUGGUGUCAUUGGUCACGAAGAGUGGAAUACAACAGUUCAUCCAGAUUCAAUGGGACAAGAGAUUGGGAAACGCAUGGAAUGUAGCUGUAAUACGCGGUGUCGGAAUUACUGUGCUGACUUGCCUCUUGACUAUCCGUGCUCAACGCAAUGCUUAUAA
Adineta ricciae is the source of this 240-nucleotide messenger RNA. The record is from the annotation of a GenBank genome assembly. NCBI's taxonomy places the organism in Eukaryota, Metazoa, Rotifera, Eurotatoria, Adinetida, Adinetidae.